Lotus japonicus is the source of this 2948-nucleotide messenger RNA. RefSeq names its product AUGMIN subunit 6. Lineage: Eukaryota; Viridiplantae; Streptophyta; Magnoliopsida; Fabales; Fabaceae. Gene Ontology annotation, molecular function: microtubule binding. The transcript is spliced from 13 exons. The record is from RefSeq and is a predicted model, not a curated record. The coding region runs from base 162 to 2339 and encodes 725 amino acids. Gene Ontology annotation, biological process: spindle assembly. Gene Ontology annotation, cellular component: HAUS complex; mitotic spindle microtubule.
CUUGUAAGGGAAGGAAAAUGCAAUAGUUUAGUAAAAGGAAAGGAAAACACAGUCGCACACAACACAAUAGAGCAGGAUCAGAGAAGGAACCACCGAACCGAUUCAAACACAAAGAAGAAAGAAGAAAGAAGAAACACAGAGAGAGAGAAAGAGAGAGGGUGAUGACGAUGGACAGAGAGAAAGAGAGGGAGAUUGAACUAGAGAGUGCAAUGUACACAAAUUGCUUGUUGUUGGGUCUGGAUCCAGCAAUUAUCGGUCUCGGAGCAUCGAAUUCAACUCCUCGUGUGGGUCUCUUCCGUCACUCGAACCCUAAAUUGGGCGAACAGCUUCUCUACUUCAUCCUCUCCUCUCUCAGAGGCCCAAUUCAAUCUGCAAAAGAUUUUGAUAAGGUUUGGCCAAUUUUUGAUUCCGCGCAAUCGCGUGAUUUUCGCAAGGUUGUGCAAGGUAUUAUUAGCGAGCUCGAGUCGCAGGGAGCGCUUCCCAGGAGCAAUUCCAGGGUUUCUUCACUUGCUACGUGUUGUGGACCUAGGUUUGUUGAGCUUCUAUGGCAACUUUCUUUGCAUGCUUUACGAGAAGUUCAUCGACGGACAUUUACUGCUGACUUAGCUUCUAACCCAUUGCCUGCACCGUUGACUGAUGUAGCAUUCUCACAUGCAGCUACUCUACUGCCAGUUACAAAGGCAAGAAUAGCCCUUGAAAGAAGGAAGUUUCUUAAAAAUGCAGAAAUGGCUGUACAAAGGCAGGCUAUGUGGUCAAAUUUGGCUCAUGAGAUGACUGCCGAAUUUCGUGGCCUAUGUGCUGAAGAGGCUUAUUUGCAACAAGAGCUGGAAAAGCUCCAUGACUUGAGAAAUAAAGUGAAGUUGGAAGGAGAACUCUGGGAUGAUCUCGUAUCCAGUUCAAGUCAAAAUUCCCAUUUAGUUUCAAAGGCUACUCGCUUAUGGGAGUCUUUAUUAGCUCGUAAAAGUCAACAUGAAGUUCUUGCAUCAGGCCCUAUUGAGGACUUGAUAGCUCACCGAGAUCAUAGGUAUCGAAUCUCUGGAUCAUCUUUGCUUGCAGCAAUGGACCACAGUUCUCAGACUCCUUACUCAGAUGUAUUGUCUGGGCAGCAUAUGGAUUUGAAUGCAGUACAAAUGGAUAACGAGGAGAAUGAUGGAUCGCAUUUUAGCAGUGAGACAUCGACAAGAGUGGAUGACAGAACUGGAAGAGUCCACCAAACUGUUGAUGUGGCAGAGGUUAUACGACGAUGGACACAUGCUUUGCAACGUAUUCACAAGCAAUCACUUCUACUGGCAAAAGCAAAUGAUGGAGAGGGUCCAGAUAUAUUGCGCAGUGCGCAGGAAGAAGGUUCAGGUGGCCAUGCUGAGUCUUUAGCAGCAACCCUUGCUGAGCAUCAGCAACACUUGGCUAGCUUCCAGGUGCUUAUUAACCAACUCAAAGAUGUUGCUCCAACAAUACAGAAGUCUAUUUCAGAGUGUACAGAAAAGGUUAACUGCAUAGCCUCCAAUCUACCUCCAAUGAACAGACAUCAUGGUCGGUCAACGUCACCUGUCCAAGCACAGAGUAGUGGGAGGAUGGACAGCAGCAAUGAUGACGUUGGUGAGGUGACUUCAAGAAUAUCUAAUUUUCAGCUUGACAAAGUUUCUGCUAGUCCCCCCACUUUAAAACUCCCUCAGUUAUUUAGCUUGACCCCAUCUUCUGGAAAAGCUGGAAAUGUGCAAAGGCGGCAUGGUAAUGCUCCUCAAACCAGCCAAACAAGCCUAACAGAAAACCUUUCUGAUCGGAAAUCUUUGGAUCGUCCUUUAAAUAAUGAAGUAGCAAGUUCAGAAGGUAGUGAUAGUUCCUUUGUCAAGAAUUUGAAGAGGUCUGUAAGAGAAACAGCAUUGUCAGUACGGUCAUGCAAUUCAGAGUCGUCAAGGGACAGUCAUUCUGAUGGAAGUUCUGAGCACUUCUUUGCUCCUCUUUCAGAAACAGGCUUUUCUCAUUUAGAUGCUGAAAAAAGGGCAGCUUCGUCGAGGAGCAAAAGGUUAUUUGAGUCUCAAAUGGGUGAUUCCUUUUUUGAGAGUCAUGCAUCUGAUGGGCAUGGGGAGAGCAUUGAUGAAUUUCCUGAUAUGUUAACUGAUUUGGAAAUGCUUUCUGAUUAUGACCAUGUAAAUGGGUUUCUCUCAUAUACUGGUUCCAAUGCAACAUCUGACGCCCAACAGUCAAUUUUUGACUUUGAGGAUGCACAGGAUCAAGUGUUCUCUCCACCUUUGCUAAUGGACUCAACACUUCUGGCUGAUUCAUUUGAAGACUUGCUGGCCCCCCUCUCCGAGACUGAAACAGCUUUGAUAGAUCAUUGAAACUUUUCUGGGAAACCUCUGAAACUUGAGGAAAUGGCAUGAUUGAUUUGGCGGAUUGCUAUUCUUCUGUUGGGAAUUCAUUCCGUUCGCCUUCUAUAACACGAUACUUUGUAUGAUUUGUGGUAUUCUUGUUUGGUAUGUUUUCACCUUUUGUUUACUCUGUUGACUCCCCCUACUGCACUCAGGGAACUGUGAGUGUCGCGGUUUCUUCAUUCUUCAUUGAAUAUUGAUGAUUUACUUUGGGAUGAAGAUGCUAAAAUGCAAAUAGUGCAAGCUGGAUUGGAUGGUAAAGUUGUGCUCAAUCAGAUAACUAGAGUGUGAGCUUGAAUUUCCGUUGACAUUUUCAUCCACUUGAGUAAACAGAAGUCCCAGCGAAGCCUUCCUAAAAAAAUUGGUGGAUAUGACAAACGCAGUUCUGGGAUUUCUGCCGCAACCUGCAUUCCUCUGGCAUCCAUUUUUAGCCAGUUGUGAUCCCUCCAUGAAAUUAAUUUAUGUACUAUACAGUUGUGCAUCACAUGAAUUAGGUCUUGUAUCUUGGGAAAUAUAUCAGGAAUGAAAACUCACGUCGUUUUCUUAUAAUUUUCAGAGCAUGUUCCUUUUUUAUUUUCA